This is a messenger RNA of Pocillopora meandrina, 31186 nucleotides long. The record is from the annotation of a GenBank genome assembly. NCBI's taxonomy places the organism in Eukaryota, Metazoa, Cnidaria, Anthozoa, Scleractinia, Pocilloporidae.
AUGCAUCAGACCAGUGUGGAAGGAGUGGAUGAUAUGGCCAACUUAGGUGACCUCCAUGACGCUGCUAUCCUGCACAAUCUCCAUCUCAGAUUCACCAGUGACAAGAUAUAUGUAAGUUUCAAGUCUUCAUUGCAGAAGUUGCUUCAACCCACUCUGAAAACAAACAAACGCGCAACCAGAACUUGUGGAAACAAUCUUUGCCAUGGCAGCAAUAUCGAUGUAUAGAUUGUCACCAUAUUUUGCAACUCGCAUGAAAAAAUGUUUACAAACAGGUUGCUGUAUGCGGCUCGGGAUAUUUUCUUUCUUGAGUAUUUUAUGGAACAGGUUAAUGAACAAAUUGAGAUUUCCUUUCCUCUGUAGCAACUACAAAACCUUCUCUCAUCUUAACUUAAAAUUGAAACAGAGACUUUUUGUAGUGGAUGGAAGGUUUGAAAAUAGAGGAAUAUCACUUGGGUGUUAUUCUUGGAUAUUACCCAGUCUUCCUGCAGCUGGGGGAUAUUAGGUUACAUGCUAUGUCUAGACCGAUCGUGCAUGAGCAAAAAUAAUUGCCAGAUUAUAAUUGCUAUUAUUUGUAAUACACAUGCAUCCUUCUUUUCUUCACCCAAUGAUGUUUGAGUUUAGAUAUAAUUAAAUACACACUUUUUAAACAUCCUUUUCUUUUCAGACCUACAUUGGAUCAAUAUUGUGUGCAGUAAAUCCUUAUUAUGUAAUUGAAGGACUCUAUGAUAGAUCAGUAAUGGCAGAUUACAGAGAAAGGCAUAUUGGUGAGCUUCCACCCCAUGUGUUUGCUAUUGCAAAUGAAUGUUACUAUUCCAUGUGGAAAAAGGGAGAAAGUCAAUGCAUACUCAUAAGGUAUGAAAGAUACUUUUGUUGUUAUUUUAUUACAAAGUGAUUCAGUCUCUGUACUUACUAUAUGCAUAAGGUAAAGCUAUACUUUAUAUAGGCUUGUUUGUACCCAACACAUGUACCUGUGGCAUUGAUAUCAAGGAAUUUGUGUUCCAUUUACCCAGAAGUGAUUAACAUGUUACUUCUCCCUACAAUAUUCAGUCAUUAUCCAGCAAACAGUUAAUGAGAAGACUCAAACUGAUCAGGUGGAUUGUUAUCUUGAUGUACCACCAAAUGCUUGUGACUAAUUUAGAAGGAAAUGUGUAGCAUCUAGAGGGGAGAAUUAACAAUCAGAUCAUUGAGAAGUCCUCAGAUGCCCACAUGUAUAGUCUUCAUUUGUACAACAGUAUCAAUUGCAUAUGCCUUAUACUUGUAGUAUGUUUCUAAAAGAUAGCUCUGUAAAUGUCUCUGAAAUAUCAUCUUAUGUGGUUUUUUUCUUUUUCCUGUAUUUAUAGUGGUGAGUCUGGAGCAGGCAAGACAGAAUCCACAAAGUUUAUACUAAAAUAUUUAUCAGAUGUCAGCAGAGGAACUGGGGAAUUGGAAAAUAUCCCAAAUGUAGAUGAUGCCAUUCUGCAGAGCAGGUAAAAAUGAAUCAGUAACUUAGCAAUGCUGUUCCUUAUUACACUAUUACAAUAAUGGUGGUAUAGUGGCUCAAAUUAAGUUGUAGAUUUGUUUACAGUGCAUAGGAGUCUGCAUUUAAUGCUUGAGUAGUGAACAAGUAUGGAACUGAGCAGUGCAUUCAAAAUACAGUACAAAAAGUUAAUUUGGUGUAAUGAAUGGAGUUGAUAGCAUUAAGAGUUUUGAAGCUGACAUUUCAAGCAUUCACCAUUCUCUCUGAGGAAGGGCUAAUGCUUGAAACCUCAGCUUUGAAACUCUUAACUGUGGCCAACUUACAUUAUCAACUCAGUUGAUAAUACAAUUUACCUAAUUAUACUCUCCCAAUGAUGCAGCACCACAGUUUCUUCAGCAAUGCACAGUACUAUUCAUGAUACAGCACAGUUUAUUUCAUUAGUGGUCAUCAGAUAUGACACUUACUUUUGUGUGAGUAAAGAACUUAUUUAAACUUACCUUGUGGUUAGAUGGCUUAGCUGCUGGAAGCACAGUUAGUAACUGGGAAAGUCAGAUUUGAAUCUGUCAAAGCCUGAAAUUUUUCAAGUUUGUUUCUGUAAUUUCUCCCAUUGCAAUUUACUUGUGAAGAUCAUUAUUUUUUAACUUUACCCCCUUCACUCACAAGGCCUUAUUAGUAAUUCUCCUCGCUGUCUACCAUAUAAUUUUGAGAAUUUGGUUUUGGAUCGACAAACAAUCCCUUUAUUUAUAAAUUUUUUUUUCACCCUCAUCACUUGUCUGCUUGAUAUUGUAUUGGUAUUGUAAGGAGAAAUUCGGUAUUGGUCACUUGGAGGGUUUUCGUCAAUCUUGUAAUUUCUUGACAUGGUUUAUUCUUUACACAGUCCCAUCAUGGAAGCCUUUGGAAAUGCAAAAACUGUUUACAACAACAACUCAAGUAGAUUUGGAAAGUUCAUUCAACUGCAGUUCAAUGCCAAGGGUCAAAUGGACGGAGGAAAAAUUAAUGACUGUAUCCUUGUAAAGACUAAAGAGAUCUAGUAAAUAAAAUAAUUGAAACUGGAAAGGCUUAUCAUAGACAGCAUGAAUUUCCAUGAAUACACUAAUUGUAGAGCAGUCUAUAAGGGUGGUAAUGCAGUAACCUGUAACAGUGGUUAUGGCUUAACUCACAGGUUGACAUUGACAUCUGGGCACCUAUUACAUUGCUAUGGGUGAUAUCUCUUAUGUAAUGGCUGCUUUGAAACUUAGAGAUAGCCGUGCCCUAAGCAUAAUGCAUAUUCUUGUUCAAGACCUAACUGGGUGGGAAAGAGGUGGAUCCAAUUAAGGGUGCUGAUUAAGUUGUUGAGGUGUUGUGUAUAUGCAGGGAGGGAUGAGUAGGAAGGAGAGUUGUGACUAUUUUACUGGACAAGCAGUUCCAUAAAAGAGGAAGUAGUGCUAGGAUGAAUGAGUCAGGUAACCCAAUCAAGUAGUUCAGGAGGCUUUGGGAUGGUGUUGGUGAGGUUGGGGGGGGGGGUGUCAAGGAAAGUGAUGAUGCAGGUGGUGCUAGGAUAAUGUUUUGUUUCAGUGUAAGUGUUAAAUGAAGCAUCGUUUCAUUACAACCUUGACACACACCUAUAAUAUAAAUAACAGUCCUUUUGGAGAAGGUAAGUUUUAAUUGAGAUCUUCCUUUUACAAGUUACUUACUCUUUAGGUAAUCUUGUUGGAAUAAACUCUCAAUAAUCAAAGUACAAACUUACUCAUUUUUAAUAAAUUACUAAAGGAAGAAAGUUAUGACUUUCCAGGAGCUUACUCUCCUGGGACCAGAACAGUUGUGUGUGCUCUGAAUUAAGUUCUUACUUUUAUUUAUUUUUAGAUCAAAAACUUAAAAGAUCAUCUUGUUUUUGCUAUCUCUCCUUUAGAAUCGUGUAGUCAGACAAAAUCCAGGUGAAAGAAAUUACCACAUAUUUUAUGCCCUUCUGGCUGGGGCAUCUGAUGAACAAAAAAGUGAGUACUUGUGAGUCACAUGAGUCAAUUGCUUUGACAUCUUAAGGCUCUCAUUAUUGGCACAGGGAAGAAUAAUUAUUUAAAUGUACGUUGUAUGGUUUGAGGGUAGAGGUGUACAUGGAGAAUGAUGCAUGUUAAAAAGGGUGCAGUCAGUGGGUCACUGCCCUUUCAAGCACGUGCCUGUAAGAACUCAUAACUGUUUAGGCCAUUGUAUAUUCUUCUUGCAUGGCAUGCCUCUCACUGUGACUCAGUCCUCCUGCUAGGAGUUUCAAUGGGUGCUAGGAGACUACCAAUAAAAACUGUAAUGGACAAGUGCAAUACUUACAGCUGCUCCCUUUAUAGCUUCGAUAGUAUCAGUAUCAAGUACUAGGCCUUUAUUUUUGCCUACUCUUCCAUCUUGCUUUGUUUGCAGUUAAGUGUAACUUUUGCCGUACCCUGUUUGAGAGAGCAGUAGCCAUAUCUGUCUUUCCCUUGGUGUGUUUGAUGUACGUGUAUAUUUAUCCGUGAAAUGAUUGUAGAUUUUUAGAUGUAACUGUAUGGGACUACCUGUUUCCUCAUCCUUAGUUAUGAUUUGUUUUAGGUACAUUGCUUCUUAAUUCUCCGGAGAAGUAUUACUACCUGAAACAGAGUGGUUGCUAUGGAGAUCCAUCGAUUAAUGACAAGGACGAUUUCAACAAUGUCAUGGUAAGGCAAUGAAGAGUGCGAUAUUUUGGAUGAAUUUGUCUUUAAUGUAAAUCUCCCUGAUUACACUGAGUGAUGACUUACAAUGCUCAAGAAUUGUCGAUAUACAUCACCGCUUAAAAGUAAGUUGAUAAUCUUGACUAGAAACUUGAUUCUCGAUACUAGAAACUAUCGAGAAUCAAGGAUCGAGACGCACGUAGAACUGUUAGAGGAUCUCGAUUCCUAGUUUCAAGAAAACGAUUUAAUUCUCUUACGUAAAACAAUAGUGAAGAACAUUCAUCACACAUAAUCUGAAAACAAGAGACUGUUAAUUUAGAGGGUAUUUUAAAGGUAGUUUUGUAACAGAAGAAGCUAUACUUCACUAGAUCAUAAAUGGAUUGGAAAUAAAUCUUUGUUGCCCACUUUUCUAACAUUUCUACUCCAAACUUCAUCAGAAUGCUAUGAAAGUGAUGUGCUUCACGGAAGAGGAGAUCUCUGAUGUCCUACAAGUCAUUGCUGGAGUCCUACAGCUUGGGAAUGUCCAUUUUCUGGCUGCGGGCGGCGCACAAGUUUCCGAGAAAAGUGGUAUGUAUCGAUAGUGGUUUUAUAGUUCCUCAUACUUUCUGCUAACUUUCGACUGAAAUAAGAAAAGAAAGAAAAUUAAAGUGCAGCCGUACUUCGUGAUACAAACGCAUUACUGUAUGCUAAGCUUAAGCGUUACGCGCGCUAGCGCACCUCCAUAACUAAGUGACUAUGUUCACCUUCCAAACCGAGAAAAUUUGAUCGUGUCAUUGCCGUUGAAUUGAAUGUUGAGAACAAAAGAAAAAGUUCAUAACGUGGAGAGUUUUACGGCCACCGGCUCAGUAUUUGUAGGAGCCCUGUUCGUUAUGGUAUAACUGACUGAUAAGACGUGCGCCUGGAGCGAAAUGAAUUUAUUUUGUUGAAAAGGGAAGUAAGGGAAGGUCUGCAAAUUUCGAGAAGGACAUGGCCUAUUAAGUGAAGAGUCUUUUUCGCGGUUUGAGCAGUUAUUUAUCCUCGACAACUUGAACGUAAUUAUAUUUUCUUAAACAGUCUUAGAAAAUGUGGCAAACCUUCUUCGUGUGGAUAUCUACGAGUUAACGGAUGCUUUGACGCAGAAAUCAAUGAUCCUCCGAGGCGAAGAAAUCCAGUCACCGCUCUCUGUUGAACAGGUGGGUCAACUGGGCGAUGUGUACAUAAUAUAUAUAUAUAUAUAUAUAUAUAUAUAUAUAUAUAUAUAUUUAUAUAUAUAUAUAUAUAUAGCAAGGCAAUCGGCUGCCACUGUAUCUUUCUUGGCAACAGUUGGCGAACUUUCACGGAAACUUUACGAAUUGUAGAGAUUAGUAUUCUAUGCAAGAAGUAGUAGUAGCAGUUGAAAAUGUGAGCAGUACUCUUGGACUCUUAGUUACUUCCAUGCCACAGAAAUCAGGAUUAGUUGUGGAAGUGAUGAGUCAUUAGUAUCGCAAGACCUACUCCCAAUGCUUCGCCGGAAAAGAGGAAAAAGCAAAAGAGUGGGCUCAUCCAUGAUGUUAAAAGCCCUGCGUCUUGGGUGCAGUUGCACGUGACAAAUCAGAGAGACAGAGAGAGGGUCAAUUUGGUGAGCAGUCAUUUUGUACUAACUUUAACUUUACUUUGAUGCACAGGCAUUGGACUCUCGAGAUUCAAUGGCAAUGAACCUCUACGCUUGCACAUUUAAAUGGCUCAUCAACAAGAUAAACCAAAGGAUCAAAGGGUCUGAUCUCUUCUCUUCCAUCGGUGUUCUAGAUAUCUUUGGAUUUGAGAACUUUGAUGUAAGUUUUUAAAUUUAUAUAUUUAUAUUUUCAUUUUCAUUGGAUUCUUGUGUAUCGAUCUUUCUACAAGAACGAACCUCUACCAGAAGUUGUCUUCUCUUAGAGUCUCUAUAUUAUUAAGUCACCACAACUAGGAACAUGUUUUUGUCCAAUCACCAGGUUAACAGGUUUGAGCAGUUCAAUAUCAACUACGCCAAUGAAAAGCUUCAACAGUACUUCAACAAGCACAUCUUUUCUCUGGAACAGCAUGAGUACAACAGGUAUUUAAUCAACGUGUUGUUGAACAGGUGUUUGUUUUGUUGUAGUUGCUGUUAUUUUUAACAUUCUUGUGCAUUUUACCAAACUCGAACAAGGAAAUUCAAACCCAGUGAAUGAUUUCACAUCGUUGUUUGGUGUGGGGUUUAUGCAGAUCAGUUUCAAUGGUGUCCACGACGAAUAACGGUCGCUAUGUCAUUAGUGUAGGGUAUUCACUGAAGUUAAAAACUUUUAGUUCGUGAUUUAGCGGACGUUGAAUUGGCAAUACGCCUCGAACACUGCGAAGUGAAAGCUGGGAUCUUGAAGUUUAUUAUUUUUUCGUUUUGCCUUUAACAAUGCUCGUUAGCGAGUCAAAUCGCCACCGGUGGCGAUUUGACUCCCCGUGGUGGCGAGUUUGGUUGUGGCGAGUUGACGGGCUACCAUGCGUAGAUAAUCCAAAUUUGUUAAUUCAAUCCUUAGGGAGGGGCUGGAGUGGGCAGAUAUUGACUGGGUGGAUAAUGGGGAGUGCCUGGACCUCAUUGAAAAGGUAAGUUUUACUUGCAUGUCUCCAUGUUUGGAGCCUUGACUUCAACGAUGUCGCCUCUAUCCGAGUUUUUAAUCAAACAGAAGAACCAUGUAGAUUCUACUAAGUCUGCAAAGUUUCACAUGAACCAAUAAGACCCCAACCUGCCAAUUGGUACUAAGAAAUGAACUUCCCUCGAGCAAACAUUUCUUUGCGGCAAUUUGCAAUUUUGAAAUUGCACGAGUUUGUAACGGAUUCCAAUGAAAGUUUGCUGAUGAGCCAAAAGCGUCUCAAUGAAUUGCUCUAUACCGUGUACAAUGUGUUUUGUGUGUGUGUGUUUUGCACUUGUUUUGUCUUGCCUUUUCACUUAAUGAGGGUAAGAACCAUCACUUAAUACUGAGUGAAAUAUGUUUUAAUGCAUUAAUACAAAUUUUCGCAUUCCUCCUCAACGCUCCUCAGAAACUUGGUGUGCUGGCUCUGAUUGAUGAAGAAAGUAACUUUCCUAAAGGAACCGACGGAUCCAUGUUAGACAAACUUCAUUCAAGUCACGAGGUUUGAUUUUUUUAGCAAUCAUAAUCAGCUUGCUUCACUUGCUAAAAAGUAAUGCCGUACAUGGUCACAUGAUGCUAUAAUACAAGUUAUACUUGACUUCUCUGUUUUGAACCUGAGAGACAGAGUAGAUUAAAAAUUAUGACUAAUAAAACGAUGCGAAUAUAGUUUUGGACUUGAAAAUACUUUCUUUAACAGGGAAACACCUUUUACGUGAAACCACGGGUGGCAAACACAAAGUUUGGAAUCAAGCAUUAUGCUGGAGAGGUACAACUGUAGAUCGUUUGAACCACCUUUCACUGAAUUUUUGAACUGGUAGAAUAUUUUUUUAUUCUUUAACCGCCAAUGUCUGACUUUCUAGGUAUUUUAUAGCACCAAAGGUUUUCUGGAAAAGAACAGGUACAGUUCCAUGAUUUUGUAAAAAUGAAUUUAGAGAUUGUUCUCAUGUAAUUCUCUCACAUCAGUGGAACUAUUCGAUAUCUUUGCUGCUAUUAUCAGCUUCGGUUAUACCAAGCUAUUUAAGCCACGACAGAUUUUAUUUGUUGGUCGUUAACUGUAAAUCUUGCGUUGAAAUUUCUCUGGAGGUACACAGGCUGAAACCUGAAUCAAUCUGAGAACAGUCGGCACAAUGAACCAAAUAGUACACACUCUGAUUGGUCGUUGUCUUUGACCUAUCAGAGUACAGACGGACGACUGACGUCAUACGAGAAUUUCGACUUUUGCUUUGUCCGAAGUGACGCUUAGGUUUGAAAAGGUUUGAGAGAUUUGGAAAAAAGAUAGGAAAAAAGCUUCAAAAAUUAACCUGGAGAUGUGAUUGGAUAAGUAUUUGAACUAAAAUGCGGUAUGUGUUUCUUAGGGAUGCUUUUCGAGACGAGAUCCUCAAUGUUCUAAUGCAGAGCAGGUAAGUUGUUGGACAUUUAGGCGAGGAGCCAAUCAUUAACUUGAAAGAACGGGGCUCGUUAGCCUCAAGAGUUUUUUCAUUCAACGCCCACAGUGUAGGAAGGUCCUUAAAUCACCUAAGUAAAUGCUCGUCCCAGGUUCCCUUAAAAGUUAAAUACUCCAUUCGUGCCCUUUUCGUCCACAAACUACUCGCGGCAUAAUUGAAUGCGAUUGUUUUAGAUUAUAUGAAAAGUCACCCUUGACUGUAAUUAUAUCUCGGAUUGGUUCUAAGAUUUUUAAGUUAUUAGAGUUCCAAAAUUUGCGGAUGCUUACCAAGAUUUUGUUUUUUAGAGUGGAAUUAUUUCAGCGAUAUAUAUCGAGUGCGAGUGUAAGGUCGAUGGGGCCGCAAAAUUUCACGCAAUCGUUUAUAUGUAAAUUACUAUCCUUUCUUGGGGCAGCUCUGGAUAUCAUAUACUGAUGUCGAUUAGUGUUCAAGCUUUGAUACUGAUCAAACUCAUGAAUUCUUUUUAGGUCGGACUUUAUUUACGAUCUCGUUGAACAACUGAAACCCUCUGUACCGACGGCAGGAACCAAGAAGUCCUCAAGGAAGAGACCAACUGUUAGCUCACAGUUCAAGGUCUGUCUGGCGAUAUUUAGUUAAAUAACAACAUUUCCUGCACUCUCUUGUUCUCUUCUAUUUAGCCUGGUGGUGUUGUGCGCGCUUGGCUGUUGAAGUCUCACAUCGUGGACAAAAGUAAAGGGAUUGGGAAAUUCUCUCACCCUUAGUUACAAAGACACUUGCGUAUUUGAGUCUAGUUGAUUUUUCACCUUGGCGUUUGCUCAUUUCGCGUCUCGUUGUAUCUGCAAAAUCAACGUGAUAUUACUGCCAUAAACUUGCUACAAACGUUGCCGGCGAGCUCAUCUGAAGUGAUGAUUCUGUUGGUGUCCUCUCACAAAGGCCUCUAAACUCCGACAAAUUCCCAUUUAAAGUUAUAAUUUACCAGUUGAUUAACUUGUUGUUGUUUUUCUCGUUUUUAGACAUCCUUAGCAUCACUUAUGACCACACUGAGCCAGUCGCAUCCCUAUUUUGUACGUUGUGUCAAACCGAAUGAAAAGAAGGUACGUUAAAUCUGUCUGGCUGUGGCGAUUCAGGAUGGAUUGAUGGAUGGACUUCAUGCCACUGACUCGUAAUACAACUGUAACGUACCACAUCAUAAUAUUUAAGGGCCAUUGUUUCCACAGGUGAAAUUACAUGCCAGGUUUACAUUUAUAUUUACAGCUGCCACAGUUCUUUAACCCCAAGCUUGUUCUCAAUCAAUUGAGGUAUUCAGGAAUGCUGGAGACUGUUCGGAUUCGUCGGGCUGGGUAUCCUGUGAGACGAACCUAUGAGGACUUCUUAUUCAGGUACAAAGUUAUCGUCAAAGUUAUUGCACUCAGGGAAGGAUGUCUUUAUUGGCCCCUAUCAAAGAGGUGGUUUCUGUGUUAUGUCAUACCGCGUUACAUGACGUCGUGUCUUAACUUGUCACAUGUCAUGUCAGUUCACGUAGGGUCACGCAAUGUCACUCAGAAAUUUUUACUCAGAAAUUUAUCUUGUAUUCGUUGUGUCUAGAUACAAAGUGCUUUUCCGUGGGAAGAAUUUGUCUGGGGAUAAAAGUGAUUGCUCCAUGCUCCUUCAAGAGUUUGACACCGAGAAACAGUCCUUUAAACUUGGGAAUACCAAGGUGAAGAAGCUGAUAAUUUCAUUGUUGAGGAAUUGAUUUAUUUGAUGUGGGGUAAAGGCUAAAAUUUCAAGAUAAUUGGUUCACAAGGAUUUUUAUUGUAAAAUGCAAAUAACCCUAAGCUAACAUUUUAAAUUUGAUUAAAAACUUCACUUAAAUUGCUUUUAGCGACUAUUCGUCCAAAACAGCUGCUUUGGACUGUUUUUAGUGCAUUAAACUCUCGGUUAUGAAAGGAAAUAGUAUUAGUUAAGCGAUAAUUUACAGUGCAGCUGUUCGGGGACAAAGACUAUCGUUUCCAUUCAGAACUAAAAACAUUUUGGGGAAUUUCACAUCUUCCGGUCAACGCCCUGAUUGAUUUGUAUUUUAAGUACCUGUUUUGCUGACUUUGGGCUCUCGUCUAACAGGUUUUUAUGAAAGACAACUUGGAAUACACGAUAGAGCGGAUGAGAAAUGAGCAGUUGGAAGCUGUUGCAAUGCUUAUCAAACGAAGAAUCAUUGGUUACCUUCAACGGAAGAAAUAUCUUAAGAUUCGCCAACACAUAAUUUUGAUUCAAAAGAACUACAAGGUAUUCUAGAUUUAGCCGAAGCAUACAAAGAAUUCAUAUGCUUCUGGUUACAGAUAAAUACUCAUCUCAAGUCUCUGUUCCAUGAAUCUGUAGCCUUGUUGGAUGGUAUAAGUGAAGAAAUUUAUAUCUUAGGGGAAUUAAGUAGCUGCUUCGCUUAAACCGUCUAGUCCUCGGAUUCAUUUACAUCAACUAGGAAUCCCUAACCUUGUAUAAUAUAGUUUGCUGUUACUACUUGAUUAGAAUCUCUUCUUGUCUCCUUUUGGAACAUUCACUUUUAAGGAUAAUUUGUUUCCAAGAUCAUUUCACAUAAAACGAAACUUGUCUUGGAAAUCUUUUCCUAAGUCAUUGAAAUUUUAAACCUGGAACACCGUGGGACGAAAAUUAGUUCCUCAGUUCCAAUUACGGGCAUCAGUGCUCCACUAUGCAUGCUAAAGAGGACUUGUGAGAAAGCUUUUGUUGGUUAUAUACUAGCUUCACAUUAAUUUUGAGUAGCGUCCAGUCUAUGGUUAGCAUCAAGAUGGGCAAGGUUGUCUUGUGUGUAAGAAAAUACCUACUUCUUAAGAAAAUGUGGUAUUCGUUUUCUCUCUAGGCCCAUUACUAUCGCAAACUUUACCACAAGAAGCGGUUGGCGGCUAUUGUCAUUCAAAAGGUAAGACACUGUGUAGAAUUCUAAUGAAUCCAGAACCUCUGCUUUUAUUAUUCGCCGUUCGCAAAUUUUGAACCUGAACACGUACGACGUGGAUAUAGAGAUCGUAAUUGCUUUUCAGUAUGAAAGACGGCGUACGGCUCAAGCACUUCUCAAAAGACUCCUCGAGGAGAAAAGAAUCGAAGAGGAACGGAAACGAGAGGAAGAAAGAAAAAGAGAAGAGGAAAGAAGGAGGUUUGUAUCGCUUCUUCUCAGCUUUUUUUAAUGGUAAAUACUUCACCAACUUUUUAGACGUAUUCUGCGACGAACAAAAUCUAAUUCUCUAAAAUUUGUUCUUCAAUGGGCAAGAACUAUUGUCGUGAGCUAUAAGUCACGUAAAUGGAAUGGACUUGAUUACUUCUGUUAAGAUGCAAUCGUUACGAUCUUUUUCUGCGCAGAGAAAUGGAAAGACUCGAACAGGAGAGAAAGAUUCAGGAACUCGAGGAACUCCGUCGAAAGGUAAAGUGGAGUAACGUUUAGAUUUGAAAAGUACAACAACACAUUCAGCUGAGGUACAUGUCUCAAAUAAUUGUUGUUCAUUUGUAAGAUUAACUCAUCGUGGCCAACAAAAGUUGCAUUUUUUCUUUGCCCAUAAACGUUUUUAUUUUGAAAAAUUAUUUUUGAAUGAAUCGUUAAAAGCGUGGAAUGUCAUCCGAAUCACGCAUCAAGGUCGCAUCAAGGUCGCGAGAAUAAGAGAAAUGAUUAGCAACUAAAGGACCUCUCGAUUGUUAAACAUAUUCUCCUGACCCUCACAUUAGAAAAUGUAUAGAGAACAGUAUGGAGAAUGUGCAUACUGAUGUUAGAUUGUAGAUCGUUAAAACGCAAAUCUGUCGUCCUUUCCAAUAGGCCGAAGAAGAAGCCAGGCUUAGGAGGGAGGAGGAAGAGGAAAGACUUCGAAAAGAAGAAGAACAGAGACAAGCGGUGUUGGCAAAAGCAAGAGAGAUUGAAGAGGCGAGGAGACUGGAAGAAGAGGCCAGGAGGAAGGCAGAGGAAGAAGCUCGCCGAAAGGUAAAUGAUUUUUUGUUGUUUCCUGUUCCUUGGUGCAUUUUGAUCUCAAAGAUGUAGCUGUAUCUUCCUGAAAAGAUAGUGCAAUUCAAUUUUAAAGUUUUCUGAUAUGCUGCAUUAUUUUGUUUUGUUCGGCAUUAGGGAAGCGAAUUAUUUAAACGAAAAUACGAUUAACUUAAGGGCGUAAUGUUAGAGCGAAUAAUGUUUAGAUGAUCAACUUUGUAUUUUUCCGUCGCAGGAAUGCAUUUAGAAAUUGUCACAUCGAGUGAAAUACGAAUGCCCACAGCGAUAGCAUUCGUGUGAAAGAGUACACGCAUAGAAAUGCUCACAGUGAUUGCAUUCAUGUGAAAGAGUACACGCAAAUGUGUGUUGUGAAUGAAAAGAGACUGUUGGACGUAUUAAAAUACACGCAGUUGCGUAUAAACCGCUGCACGCGUGUAAUUUUCCUACUGCACGCGCGUUUAGUUACCACGCGCUCCAAGGUGCGUGUGAUUCUCACAUGUAACACGCUUUUGACGCGCGUGUGGGGUGCUGUAGUACACGUGAGUGGUACUGUAUGUACCCAUGUUUUCAUCAUGGCUCAUACGCGACAAAAAUAAGUUGUCACGUGAGCCACUGUGGAGGGAAGAGUGGUCAGAUUAACUAACGUGCGUUUGUUUUUCGUGUCAGGAAGAAGAGGAGAAAAGACUUCGUGAAGAAGAGGAAGCCAGGUAAUUAUGUGUUGUUUGUGAAAUACGUGUAGUACGAGUAUGAACUACGUUUGUAGUCAAAAUGGUUCGUGUAAUAGUUCAUUAUUCUAUGGUAAUUACAACAGAAUACACGUGAUUAGCGAGAGGUUAGUUGAAAACGUAUACUUUUUUAAUUGAACUAGUUGUGACAUAAGUGUAAAUAAAUAUUCAACUCGUUAUCUGUUUAUAGUGUUUAAUCUGACUCAUACGAUCUUAUUUUUUAAAACAAAAACAAUUAUUAUAAUAUUUGAUAAAAGGAGACUAAACGAAACGAAAUACUACUUACGAGAUUUGUAAGUCUAAGAGAAAACGGGAUCCGCGAAACGCAAAACUUUAUUCUCUCACAAGCACAUGAUCUAAGUCAUACUAUGCAUAUCUAACCCGGUGUCGCGCGGUUAGGGCAAAACUAAAUAACACGUAUUGCAAUCAACAAUAAGGGUGGUAUGGUGUGAGUUAUUGCCAGGAAAUGUGUCGAUUUUUUCUAAGGGUUGUAAAGUUAUUUCUACGUUUUGAGGUCGUAACCAAGGACAAGGGGCAGUCAGGUUGAAAAAGACCCUCUAGUCGUUGACAACAAAGGGAUCGCAUUUGAUAAAAAUGGGUUGGCAUGCUCAAAGUUUUUGUGUGGUUACUCGAAAAUUCACACCGUGUUGUUCGUCGAUUUUGUGCUAACAGAAAGAAAGCAGAAGAAGAGGAGACACUUCGUAAAGAAGCUGAGGCUGAGGCGGCAGCUCAGAUUGCUGAGUUAGACAGACAGCUGAAGGUAAUACUGUAGGCGUUUUUAAGUGAGAUGAAAGGCCUAAUUGGAGGGGGGGGGGGGGGGGGGGGGUGCUAGUCACAAUUUGUAAUUAAAAAGGUGGAAAACCACCACCAACUACGAAAACGCGGGUGCGGGAGUCGCUACCUCACCUUCAUCUUGUUGUUGAGGAACCCUUCAUUCUCACCCCCUCUCUCCUCUUGUCACUCGUUUUUCGUGCUUUGGAAAGUGCAUUGGUCUUGUUGCUGUGUGCGCUGUACUGUAUAUCUAGUGGACUGGUUGUGAACCCUCUCCUUGGUCAUUGCGUGGUAUUCUCGGUUAGAAACUUUAGCUGUUACCCAGACUACCCCGCGCGGAGAAACCAGGAAAUGUUUGAAGCAGGGGCGCUGGAUUAGGGCGAUGUUUGUUUUGCUUGUUUGUUUCUUUGUUUAUUUGCUUAAAAUGAAAAUUUAUCUCACUUUACAGCUGGAGGAUAGCGAUGAAGAAGAUGAAGAUUCAGAGGAGGCCUGGGAAAGACCACCCAGUUUGUACGAGACUCAGGAUCUGCCAAUAAGAGAGGGUUACCUCAUGAUGAGAGGUCAGUAGGUCAGAGGUCAGAAGUAAUAUUAUUGGUGGCAAAGGCCGGGUCAAGUCUGUUCAUUAGCGAAUAAGUCAUCUGGAUGUGAUCGAAAAAUAAUGUAAAAAUGGAUGUACUUAUCAGUGGGCGGGUGUUACAUACUUUGAAUUCACGAAAUUCUUUAUGUUAAUUUUUAAGAAAAUGCAUAACAUUACAGGGGAAAUUACUUAAGAGAUCAAUAAAUUAAAAAUCUUCCAGGUGGUUUACUGAGUUUGUGGAAGAAGCACUGGUGCGUACUGAGAGACGACACUUUCAUGUGGUUCAGAGGAAAGCAGGUUUGACUAUUGAAAAGUCACGUGGCCGUUAUCUGUGAAGCUUUGUUGUGAUUAAUUUAGUAUUGUAAACCGAGUGAUAUCAUAAAUUGGCCACCGUAAAGAGUUUCAAAGGUGACGUUUUGAGCGUUAGCCCUUCGUCAGAGCAAAUGUUAUUUUUUCUUGUCUUUAUAACUGCGUUUGUUAAGGGCGAUUGAAUACCUUAAGUGGGCUUUUAAUUCACAGAAUCUUGGUUCUUUAUCACUGAAAUUUUGCUAGUAUCUGCAAUAUUUGACCCUUUUUUUUCAAUUGUUCAUUAAAGGAUGCUCUGAAAUGUGGCUGGUUAAUGAAGAAAGGUGGCGGAACAACGACAUUAUCAAGGUAUAAGAAAAGGGAGUCCCUUUGUAAUUCAAUCGUAGCGCAAAAAAACAAGCAAAGGAACAAACGAACAGGUACAAAGAAAAAACAAACGGGAAAAAGAAAGGAGUGGUGAUUACGAUACCUUGCUUCACUCAGGAGUACCCCUGCAACCGGAGAUAAUUCUGGGGAAGGGAGGGUGCAAAGUAAGUCGUCGGGGGAGUGGGGACGAUGCGCCAAGGUGACCCCCAUCUGGCGUCCUAACCGAUAGUAGACGAUAUAGGGUGGGAUAAGGGGAAUAAAGUACAAUUUAAUUUGAUAAUCAAAUCACUAAUCAUAGUUAAGAAGCCAUUUACCCGAUUUCUUAAUUCCUUUAGGCGCAAUUGGAAACGCCGAUGGUUUGUGCUGAAGGACAAUGUUCUGACUUAUCACGAGAGUGACCAGGAAGGAUCCAAAAGCCUGGGAACUAUUGACAUCAGAAAUGCAGUGUAUGUAGACAUGUUUUCAGGAUCAUACCUAGACCUUUCCGUUGCGUAGGCGAAGAAGAGCAUUUUUGGAAAUCUAGGUGCAGGCCAUUUCUAUACCUUGAACAUGCGCAACUUACAUAGAAGCGAUACUUUUGUUUUGAACUGUAACCUGUAGGAGUAUGACACAAUAUGCACUUCUUUAAUCGCCCAGAAUCGCUCCUAAUUUAUCUAUGUUAUACAUGUAUUUUCGUUUUUACUUUCGAGGACGCAAUUUUUCCCUUUGCAGUUGGUUCAAAUGGAAAUGUAAUUUUCAUGUGCACGACGCCACUUAAAUGUGCGCCAUUUUCAUUUUGCACGACGAUGGGUAUGUUAGUCUAGAUACAAGAAUGGCGUCGGCAUAUCGAAAAAAAAGACGAGAUUUCAAUGCCCAUCGUGAAUGUUCUAACGUUAAGAGGCAAAACACAGGUGUUGAGGUUUCAAUUUUAGGUUCAACACAAAAAAGUUUGAAAAACAUUUGAAUGUGUGAAGCUAUGCAAAUUUGGAAAGUUUCUGGAAUUACAAGCAUGUUUGUAAGCAACACACGACGAGAUUCAUGUACUACCAUUUUAACAUACAGACGCAUUGUGGACGAUGGAGUGAAAGAAAAUGGCUUCAGUAUUAUUACGGAGAAUAGGACAUAUCACGUGAUUGCAGAGAGCACCAAUGACUGGAAGUAACUUGAGUUUGAGCUCGUUUCUCUGUUGACUUCUUGUAUAGCCAUAGUGUUUUAAAAAGCUUAAUAUCAAAUUGUGUAAUAUAACUGUGUUAUCAGUCGACUGUUAUCAUCAUCCACAGUUAUUUGCCUUUUUUUUCUUUAAUCAAAAACGAUAUGUAAACUUACACGUUCAUAAUUAUAAGGCGAUGAGACCUCAAGAAACCGUCGGGCUUAUGGUAGAGACCACCUUACUCUAAAAAAUAAUUUUUUUUAAAAAAGAAGUUCUGCGAAUGUAUGGCUUGGCAAAUUCAGGGACUAUUUCAGAAAACUUUCGCAUUUCCGUUGUAAAGCUACAGAAAGCUACAGAAAGACAACCAAAAAAAAACCAUGCUCAAUGUUAGCAUUUGUACUAACUGUACUUUUAUUUGUUGUAUUUCUUUUUUUGUAGCCAGUGGUUCAACGUUUUAAAUCGUGUACAUAGGGCUACCGAAGAAGAACUGAAAGGAAUGAGAGAAGAGUCAGCUAAUGUCAAACAUGCAGUGGUAAGGCUUUUUAUUUCCUGUGCUUUCUUCGUGCGUAUUUCUAUUUCCACAGUGUAAAAGUAUCUUAUAAAGUAUCUUAUGGUUAUUUGGUGUUAUUUGUUACAUACUAUUGCUGUCUUCUAAUUUGUUAUUCUUUCACUAAUAAUCGUUGAUAAAUUCAGUCUGAAAUGCAUUUACGACACACUUAAACCUUUAUUUUCUCUGGCUAAGGGUUAUUUAACCUGUUGCAGGUGUGUAGUAAGUACAACGAGGCACGAUAAUAAACGACAAGAUAGUAUCGGAGGAUAUUCAACCGAGAGAGACUGAUUCGGGUCGUGUAACUCUAUCCAAACUUCUUCCGCAUUUUCCCUCCGCCGCCUCUAUCGCGCUGUUUAUUAUUUAGCUCUCUUUUAUUAACUGAAUGCCUGGAAUAGGCUAAUCAUUGUUUAAAAAAAUCUAUUUAAAGAAAUAAUAAUAAUAAAACGCGAACAACGGCAAUUUUCAUCAAAAGGUAAUUGUCUGUACAUAUAGGCGCUGUUGGCUGAAGAUAAAACGUAAAUCGUCUUAAUGACUGUGGAUAUAUGAAAUUUUAUAUGUGAACCGCGGAUAAAGACGUCAGUAUGAAAGCGAUCUUCGCUGUAAUGAACGCUACUCGAACCGUAGUGAAAACAAGGCCUGGAAAAAAUUCAGGUCUGUGCGGGAUUUGAACCCAUGACCUCUGCGAUACCGGUGCAGUGCUCUACCAACUGAGCUAACAAGCCAACUUGAUGAUAGUCAUUAUGUUGGUUUUAUAUUAACUCGUGAAGUGGUGAAUUAAUUCAUCACUUCACGGGUUCAUUUUAAUUUUAAAUUUUUUCAGGCCUUGUUUUCACUACUGCUCGAGUAGUGUUCAUUACUGCGAAGAUUACUUUCUUAAUCACGUAAAUCGUAUUCUUGUUUAAAAUCUCUGUCCAAAGUUUGAUGGAAAGUCUUGACAGACUGGGUUAGAAGCCUUGAUUUCAUUUCUUAUUUCAAGGGCACUAUUGAUAUAGCCAUGAUAGAGUCCUGUACACCUGGUGGAGUCGCCAACAAGUAAGUCCACAAUUUAUAAUGCAGGAUAAUUUGCACCAGAGCUAUGUUACAUGUAUCUUGGCUCUUUGGUGCACCUGUUCAAAAUGUCAUGGCCAACAGUUCAAAGUUUAUCGUGACCCCCUCUCCCCUCCCCUCCCCUCCCCUUUUUUACUACGAUUAAGAGUCGUAUUAGUACUUAUCAGUACUAUGAAACAAAGCUGAUAAAAAUUGCUAUGGUAAUUGAUUCUAGCACUAGUGUGAGAACACUAUGGUUGCUUAUUCUUAAGGUCCUUGGAAUUAUUUUCCCAAGGAAAACUUUUACAUUUUGCUCGUCAAUUGAAGCCUUGUUCCGGUAAGGACUUCGCUCCAUUACCGAUAUUGCCUUUUUGUCUGAAAUGUUCGCCUUCGUGGUCUUCAAAUGUGUUCGUUUGUCAAUUCAUGACCGAAUCCGUUUUGUUUCAGAGCCAAUUCGUUCACUCUCAUCACCGCGAAUCGUGUGAUGAACUUUAUCACAGAUUCUCCCGAGGAGGUCAGUGGAUGGGUGGAAGGUAUGUGGCUGCAAUCACACAAAUAAUAAUAAUAAGUAACAUUAUAAUAAGUGACAAUGCUCCUGUCGUGGAGAUCAUGAGCGAGUCACAAGCGAAUUAGCAGUAAAAAAAAAAUUGGAAGAAAAAUGUCUUGAAUGAUGUCCUUCAUAAAAGAUGUGGGUAAAGGCCAAUAAUCUUGAGCUUAUCUGCCAAGCCAGUCCAUAGGAUGGUUACAGCAACUGAGAAAGCUUUAACGCCAUAGGUGGUAUUUCUCAUGAGUUUAACCCUUCACACCCUAACAUCAGUAUUCAUAUUCUCCAUACUGUUCUUUGUACAUUUACUAAGGUGCUGACAAGGAGAAUUUGUUUAACAAUCAAGAGUUUCUUUAGUUGGUGAUCAUUUCUUUUAUUUUCAUGACAUCAGUGUGCGACUCAGUGGUGAUAUUGUAAGGAGAAAUUAGAUGCUAGUCACGCUUAGGGGUGAAAGGGUUAAUUAAUAGUUUUUUUCCUUUGUUUUGCUUGUACGAUACUUUUCGGAAAACGUUCUAGUGUUCUUCCUUAUUGAAGUAAUUUUCAGCAACUUGUAAAUGGUCGUAGCUCAACAUGCUUACCCAUUUCGUGUGACUCCUUUUAUCAUAGCUAUACAACAGUGUAAGGAGCACGAAAUCGACGAAGGUGUGGCUGAUACGAUUGAGAGAGGCUGGCUCAUUAAAGAGGGCGCUAAUGACGAUUCGAGACGAAAGAGGUUGGUGGAUAAACUGUGAAUUUAAUGUCUUGCCUCUAACAAGGAGGUUGACUAGGACACCUGUUAAGGGCUAGAUUUCCCGGCGCAGAGACCUUGAUAAGGAAACUUGUCAGAAAAAUGUUGUAAAUGGUUUAACAGUGUUCUCCUUUAUUUUAAGCACGACAGGUAAAAUAAGUCUUCAAACUGGUAGAGCAAUCCUUUUACCUGUUAAAUUUUCAAUACCGAGCGAUUUUAGGCGGCAAUAAGAGGUACUGUUGGCGGUGAAUAUUACCGGUUACCAGUUGAAAAGAUGAAGACUGGUCAAAGGUUUAUUCUACUUUCAAAAGUUUGCUCUGGCUAGUAUUUUCUGCGACAAGCUAAGUUUCCUCGCUGUAAUCUGUUGCAAUAAAUUUUCGUUUGGUUAGUGCAGCAGUCAAUGGAAACUUGAUGGUGUAAAUACCACCUCACUGAAAUUGGCGUGUGUGUUUUUCAGGUGGUGCGUUCUGACAGGAAAUUCACUUGAUUACUACAAAUCAUAUGUGAAAAACAGCCCCAAGUUUGGAUCUAUUGUCUUGAACAGUCUUUGCUCUGUUGUAUCGCCAGAGGAACGUGAACCAGGUGAGAUACCCAUGGGUAUAUUAAGAAAUGGAUGAAGUAGCAAAAAUUAAAAAAGAAAUGGCAAAAUCUACUUUACGUGUUAUAUUUUUGAUGUAUUCGCCUUAAUGCCCAAUUUUGUCCUCUGAUAGCAGCUGGAAUUGAGUUGCCUGCGUAGCUGGCGGCUUUGUGUACUUUUUGAAGAGCUGAGAGGAUUGGAAUAAAAAAAAAAGAGGUCUUUUGAUGGGUUUUUCGACUCUGACGUUCCUGUCCCUCUCCUCCCCUCCUCAAAAAAAAAUCGGCCUAUCAGGUUAGAUAUUCAGCUGGUUGUAAAAAAUUGCGUUGACAGCAAUCAUAAAAUAGCCAACAUUUCAAACUACUUAAACUGCCAUGAAUGACUGCAGCAAGUGCGUGCUUUUCUUUUCUAAAAACAUUCAAGAAAUUAUAGAUCGAACAGAUUGGUGAGGUAAUGUGUGAAAUCCUUUUUCCGGUAUCAGGUGACUGGACAUUUAUCGUAAAUGGCAGAAAGCGAUCGUACGUUCUCCAUGCAAAACUUCAGGAAGAGGCAAUCCGUUGGGCGAGUGAAAUUCAAGAGGUAAUUUAGAAAAUUCUCCAAUUGAUCUUCCGUAACUCUAAAUGUUUGAUUCACAAUUAUAUUUUAGUUAGUGGCGGUUGAUAUCUGUUUUCGUGGAUCUUACGGUCACGAUCUCCCUCUUGAGGUUAUCCUAAAAGACUAAUCCAUGUAUAUGUAUUCAACACUGGUUUCGAGUGUUAGUUAGGCUAGAGAAACGAAGUAGCCUCUCUCUCACUGUUUGGAUUUUCGUGCGAUUGUGAUAAGUUGGACAAACUCCAACCUACCACUAUUUUAUCAUCAUCCAAUGGCGACUCUUGGAAGCUGGUUACUCGCGAGUUCGCGCCCAAGGGGUUAUUAUAAAUAGGUUUUCCAUUUUUCUCCGUCCUCUAUAAUCUCCUUACACAUUGUGGAAACAUACCCAACUACACACCUGGCUCCGGUUUUUCGAAGAUUGGACAUCGCUAUCCACUGGAUAAAUCUCUAUCCGGUGGAUAACGCUAUACGUUUUGCUAUUACUUAUCCGCUGGAUAGCGAUUUAUCCGUUGGGUAGUGUUAUCCGCUCUUUAUACAACUGGGCCCUGAUGUCAUUUGUCCAGUUUCCGCAGGUCUUCUAGUCUUUAAUCUCCCUUCAAUAUUGAAUACCUUCACUAAUUACAUAUACCGUGUUGAAACUCUGUGACAGUAUUUGCACCAGUUUUGCAUAACGUUUGAUGUUUCUGGAUAUGUUAAUUGAUCGUCAUCAUUUGUGUCAUUGUAGUAAUUAUCAUUAUCAUUAUUAUUGUUGCUAAUGGACUUCUUUUUCAUGUAUACUUGUUCUUAUUAAAAAAAAAAUUUAGGUAAUAGAUUCUAAACCACCAGUUGAAACAGCUUUCGAGAAGUUGGUAUCAGAGUUAAAGGUAACUGUGUGAUAUUAACAAUCAAAUUAUAUUUAUUUUGAAUCGAUCAAUUUAUAGGAGUAGGGAGUAUUCAAUUGGAUUUUUCGUGACCCUAUUCGACUUUUAGUAUUUUUCCUUGGUAUAGGUCAUCAGUGAUAGAUGCUCAGGUACUUUACACACUGGACGACUAGUCGUAACGGCCAUUCACCUCUUAGAGAAAGUUUGAGAAAAACCUUGAGCCCAAGACAGAGUUUAUCAAUUUUAUGAAUUCCAUUGAUUCCUUCUGUUUGAAUUCGUGCAAUUUCAUACCGGAUCAAAGAUUAUCGCAAAAAUUAUCUCGGUUACACGAGGCGAAUCAGCGCUCUAGCUUCUCCGCGCCCUUACAUGUUUCGUUCCUACGGUUUUGUUUCAACUUUGUCUCUUGAAACUUGUUGCUAUAUUCCAUUUAACCCAAGUUUCGUUUUUCCUUUUUCUGCGUAAACAGAGCACAAUGACUGAGAGUGAAGCCGACCAAGUGUACCGCACUAACCCGGUGCUGAAGUAUUCCAAGAUACCACUCAAGGCUCCUCUACUACCCCUCCCCUAUGGACAAUCACAGUCCUCACGUGAGUGAAUGCUUUAUCUGCUUCACAAGGAGUCAUUUCGUAACACCAUCGUAUUAUUUUAAUGAUACUGAAUGCAAGCUUUUAUGAUAUUACGUUGAUGCUGAAUGUAAACUUCUAUAAUGUUUGAAAUGGUCCAAUAAGUAUACAGCUACGAAGCACUUCACUUUUAGCGAGCGCGGUGAACUAUCCAAACGGCGACAGGCGAGAGUAAAAAGUGAGUGGUCGCCUCUGCCACGUUUUAGAAACGUGACAGAAGCUCAUAAUCGCGUCUAAUUUUUUUUUUUUUUAACGAAUUAAGUGAUUGCUUAGAAGACCAACACCAGGUUUUGACUGUGGGUUCACCUAUAGACCAGUCACUUAGCAUACAAAAUUCAAAUUAGUUUCAGGCUUUGAGCGGACGUUGUUCUGCAAUGUACUCUACUUAUUUUUGAGGAGAGUGGAUAACAUGAGUAUCGGCUGGAAACUAUUGUUUAAAUUUUUUCCACUCACAGGAGCAAAGGGUAAAGGUUAUGGCACCUUCCAUGAAGAGGCUGUUGGAGUUUUUAGUUCACUGCUGGAACAAGAAUCCAUUGCAGAUCCUAUCCCAGUUAUUCAAGUACGAUUUCUAGCACCUUUGAAUUGAAUUUUUCUUAUCAAAUUGUGGUCUAAACCUGCUUUGGUCGUCACAUUUGGUAUCGAUACUGGAGCAUGAUCAGGGUACUAAUGUAGAAAACGACGAUGGUAACACAAAAAUUAGUGAAUGUUAUGAUGAUUAGUUUUGCGGCGAAAAGAAGCCGCUUGAAGACACGGAAGUGAUCUACGCUGGAACCACAGUCACUUAAGCCAUAAUCUCUGCAUAUUUUCUCUCUGUGUUUCAAGAAAUUUGUAUCUCACUGAGUGUUGGUUCUGAAGCUUGUCUCUAUGUCAUUUUGAAAUACUAUGUUAAGAAAAUAUUGUUAACGUCUUAUUUCGACCAGUAAUCUUGUUUGUUUGUGUUUUUGUCAUUUCUAGGGAAUCCUACAAACUUGCCAAGACUUGAAACCUCUAAGAGAUGAGGUUAGUCUUUGAUUCAGUGUCAAUCUUGUGAAUUUGAUAUUUUACAUCGGUUUUAAUUUUUUGAACCUCUCAUAAAACGUGGUUUUCCUUGUUGCUAGGUGUUCUGCCAGCUGAUCAAACAGACUACAAAUCACCCUACUCCUGACUCCAUUGGAAACCUCAGAAACAUGCAGGUACAGUACUGGACGACUAGCUCUAAACUCAACAAAAUUUCUUUUCGUGCAAGACGCUCGGCACUCUCGAUUCGUGCAGGAUGAGGGCGUUUGUCGCCUAUGAAGGUACAAUGCUGGUACAAUACUGGACGACUAGCUCUAAUUUCAACAAAAUUUAGUUUCGUACAAGACGUUCGGCAUUCUCGAUUUGUGCAGGAUGAAGGCGUUUGUCGCGUAUGAACCAAGUUCUCUCUCUUUAUCCGUGGCAAACUGCAUGCGACCGCAAAAUGGAAAAGGUUCGAGGUUUGAAUGGUCUUAAGGGAUUUAGAAUGUUUCUUUUUCGCUUGCUCGCGACAAACUUAGCCGCGUUUGACGUCUUCCUUAAAGUAGGUCUUGUCAUGAAUGAGAGCAUCCAAAAAUAAAAUCAGAACGGGCCUAGGUUUGAAUCGCUACAAUAGACUCGGAUAUUUUUUUCCUCUCUUUCCUCUCCUUAAUGUCCAACGCUCAUAACAUUAUUCUUCUAAGGGGUUUUUUUUAGUAGAGUUAUUGUAAAGUGUGUGAUGAGCUUUGAACUUGUCUUUUGCAGGUGCUGGUUUGUAUGUGCUGCACAUUCGUCCCAACCAGAAAGUACCUUCGAUACUUGAGAUUUCACUUGAAAAGGUAAGUUUACAAAGGGUAUUAUCGUUCUCUGGCCAAGUGGAGUCAACCAAACCUUUCCCAACCAAACAGGAUCAAUCGUGAUUUAAUUUAUGGCAUUCCUUUGAAGAAAAUAAGUUAUGGGCAAAAAAAGAAAAAAAUCAAUUGAAAGAGUAUAAAGAAGGGCAAUUCAAUUCUGGCACUCAAUAGUUUUCAUCUUAUGAUAGCAACAAUCUUAAUUCCCAUAUCGUGGAAAAUUCUUCAGAAUAUGGUAGCAAUUAUAAUUAUUCCAAAUUUCCACUCGUCUUUUUUGAUACAUUUUUCCCUCGUCCUUGUCAACACUUUCAUAGGAUAAAUUUUAAUUACAGGUUCGUUUCCCAGAUUGAAAAGAAUAUACUUAUUAUUUCUGAAAAAGAUGACUGUACUUGCCUCUUUUCUCUCCAGAAAUAGAGAUAAACAUCCCGAUACAGAAAUGGCCAAGUUUGCAGUGUUUGCCUUAGAAUGUAUCAAGAGAACCAGACCAAGGUAUGAGUCGCAAUUCCAUUAGGCUUUCGUUUCUGUUCUUAAGUUCCUUUAGUGAGAUUUGAUGUACAAUCUGUUGAAUUUGCAGUUUGAUUUGCUUUCACAUAGCUAUUUUGAUUUGUAUGUUUGCCACUUUUUGCACCAAAAUACAGAAUUUCAUUUUGUAAUUUUUUUCUUCUGUUUCUUUUUAUAUGUGAAUUACAGGGAAUUUCCUCCUUCAAGAGAAGAAAUAAUUUCUCUUCUGGUAAGUCUCGCCACAUUUUCUCACAUCAUAUUUGUUUUUAUUUGAAUAAAAUAAAAUCUUGCGAUGGUUUCUCGCUUGAGUAAAUAAACACCCAAAAGGUAAUAAUAACGCAAAAAAUGAAGAGGGUUUAAAGGUGGCGAAGAUGAAAACGGACUACAAAUGGCAAAUGGCAAAUGGCAAAUGAAGAUUACUUGCAAAUGACAAAACCAUCAGUGAAAUUGUUGUGAAUUGUUGAUGCUGAUGAUCCAAUUUUUUAAUCAUACUGCUCUUCAGGGCCGUCGAGAGCUCUCGGCUGUUGUUCACUGCUAUGGCGGAGGAUCAUGUAAGAUUACAAUCAACUCUGCCACUACAGCAGGAGAGGUAAUAAAAAAUUAUAAUAACUAGAGAGCCCAGCAGGAUAUUAUUGAUUUAAUAUUUAUCUUAGUUAGUACGUGCGCCAUGAUUGGUCAAUUGAGCGGACCGUAUUUGGGAGAUAGAGAUACCGCGGCGGUAUCUAUGCUGAAGUCUUUCUUCAUUUUGUCUGAAUACGCAUCGAUAACCCUUUCAUAGGUGGUUAACAUGUUAACUUAUCACUAUUACGAAUUUAUAUAUUAUCCAGCAAACAGGUACUGAGAGUAUUCAACUUAUCAGGUAGAAGUUGUUAUAUUGAUCUGAAACCAAAUUCUCGUCACCAAUUUACAAGGAAAUGUUUUACAGCUAGAGGGGAUAAUUAACAAUCAGUUCUUGUGAGUUAAUAGGUCAAAUAGAUCAUGAAUGUUUCGGUGCUUUUCUUGUUCUCACAGGUUGUCGAGAAGUUGUGCAAGGGCUUGAAUAUCCCACAGAGGUGUAACAUUUUCACUCUGUUCGAGCAGUGCGGCACGAUAGAGAAGAAUAUCGAAGACAGAACUGUGCUUGCAGACGUCUUGUCCAAGUUUGAAAAGUAAUUUUGAUAUAAUCUCACGUAGUGCAGUAGAAGAAUGCAGAGUAGGCGUAACUUUGGUUAUUUCUAAAUUGAGAUUUUAUGCAAGGUUUCAUUUGCGUGGGAAUGACAUAUCAUUUUUUAUAUCAAAUACAGUGUUUCAACCUCCGUUUGGAGGGGUUGAGCCUCAAAGAGUGAGCCUCAAAGAUAGUUGUGGUGAACGCCUCUUUUGACCCCAUGUUCUUCAAAGGCGUUGUAAAAUUUCAUUUCAUCAGUAGAAAAACACAUCAUUGAAGAUAAGAUCAUCAUUGUAAUAUGCACAACAUGUACAAAUAAAGGCCGAAAAAAAAUUGGAAAUCCAACGGGAUUCGAACUCAUUUCCAAGAAGAAACAGUUGAUUCAGUGACGAAGUUCUUAAUGCAUGGACUGUAAUUUUUGACCUGAAAGAGUUUACAAUGGAAUCUGACUUGAUUUCGUGUUUCAGGUACAAGGCAUUAGGUCUGACCGAAGCAGGCUAUUCAUGGAAGCUUUUCUUUAAGAUUUUUUGCUACCUUCAACCCGAACUGGUGGAAGUGGACACUAUUGAAUAUGGAUUUCUUUAUGAACAGGUUUGUUCGAUCAAAACACUUUGAGAGUUUUUAAAAGGACUUCAGCGUAAUAAACUGGUUUAGUCAGUAUUAUCAAAACUUUUUAAAAGUUGUCAACAAACUAGCAGAUGAUAAGUUUUACUGUUUUGUAACUUUACAUUCAGACAACGGGCUUCAUAUCUAAAAUGUAACAUCUCAUUUUUACCUUUAGGCUUGUGACUCGAUCAUACUUGGUAAAUACCCUGCUCCGGAUACCACUUUGUACCUUCUCGCUGCCUUACGGCUUCAGUUCAAUGAAGGAGACUAUAACACUGGUGCUUGGGUGUAAGUAACACUCAUCUUUGAAGGAGGAAAAAUUGAAUUAAAAAAAAAGUUGGCUAAUUUUCUGCUUUGGAAAGUCUUGUUUUUGUUUUUCUCUAUGUGUAUGAAUUUGUUUAUUUGUUUGUUGUCAGGAAAGUCAUGUUUUUGGUUUUAUUUUUGUUGGUUUGCUGAUGUUUAUAUUCAGAUACAAUAACCUUCCUUUCACGUUCUCUACUUCUUUUUCUUAUUAAUAAAUUUAUUUAUUUGUUUACUUGCUUGUGGUAUCUAGUUUAUUUGCUCUCUAUUUUUGUUAUGUUCACUAAAUCUUUCUGUUCAUGUUGUCUGUACUUGUGAUCUGAAGAACUCAAGUUGUUUCUUGCAGUUGCCGUUAUUGAUGUUGUCAUUAAACCUUUUUGUUUGGCUUUAGAUCUGAUCUGAACUCGGUUUAUCCUCCUGGGAAACUGAAACAGAAAGUAAAGACGGAAAACAGUGGCAUCACAAGAGAAAGACACUUCAGCAUCAAGGUAAAGAUGGAGAACUGAUUUCUUGUAAUAAUUUCUUAAAAAAUGGCAAAUAGGCAAGUGAUGUUAGUAAAGCAAUUUUAAAUUGUAAUCCCAAAAUCGUAAAGGAAAAUUUUUCCUUUUAUGUCCAUGAGAUUCUCCGAAAACAGAAAGGCGACGUUUGCCGUAGAAGGGGUUUUAAGUGCACAAAGAAUAACUGCGUCGAUCGCUUCUUGGUUUUUUCUUGAAGAAACGCAAUUUUCAUAACUGUGUACAACUGUACGUUGAAUACGAAACGAUCAGAUACUUUGGUAGUUAAGUAAACUUUGGACUGUUAUGUAAGUUGUAGAAUCAUUCCUUUGUCUUUUAGAAUGAUGAUAAGGCCAAAUUUUGACCAUCCCUCCUUUCACUCUCAAUAACCUGCUUUCUUUGUAAUUCUUCAUAACAGGGAACAAUAAGGAAAGCCGUCUCUCCUUUCCGAUCAGGUAAGUUGAGCCCACAAUUUUCAGCUGUUAUGUUGCUAAGUAACAAUGGCACAUACAUAUAGCGAUGAACACUUCUGAUGCAGCCUCAUUCAAUUUGACGGCUCUCUUGCGUCUGUAAUAGUUUAAUCUUAUGUCAGUGUAGCGGCAAGUUCUUUUAUUUUCUUCCUUCACACUCUUUGUAGCUGGUGGACCAGAAAAUGGCGAGGAAGAUAGCAAGAAAGCCACUGAAGAAGAGCUUUCGUUUAUAAAGAGUUCUAUAUGUGAACAGUGGAAAAAACUUGCUGUAAGUAUUCGAAGAAACCGAUGAAAAUGCAAACUUGCAAACUCCUGUUUAAAUCAAACGCAAAUGAAGAGAUUAUUGAACUAUCUUACUUCAUCAGGGCAUGGAUCAAGAACAAGCUCAGAAACAGUACAUGGAAAUACUAAGAAGUUGGCCUGGUUAUGGUUCCACCCUGUUUGACGUGGAGGUAAGUAACCAAAUAGUUCUCUUUGCUUGAGGCCAACGAUUACACGAGAUGUUGAAAAUAAACGGCUAGAAAAAGCUUUUUCUCUACAAAAAUGAAAACAAAAUAGUUGGCUAAAAGUUAGAUAGUGUUGGGCCGAAUAUAAGAAAAUGUUGGUUUGUUUGAUUGUUUGCGUCUUUGUCUGUGUUUGCAGGAACAAAGUGGAAAUUCUCGAGCGGUUAUCCAGUCACCGCGUGUUGUGCUUACCGUUGAAAUUACUUUCACGAAGUGUUCAUGUUUUCCUUUAAGACCCCUAUACCGGUCCAGUCUCCUGGAUCAUAAAUUUUUACUGACGGAACAGCAGUAAUACUGACAUCGAUGUUCUUGUAUUGCAGACGAAAGACCCAGGCUUUCCUCCCGAACUCUGGCUGGGUGUGAGUUUCAAGGGCGUGGGUUUCUACAAGCGAGGAGACGUCAGACCACAGUGUCAAUUCAGUUAUGAAAAGUAAGUUUCAUUUGGCACUCAUGACGAAUCUCAAACCAUUUCGCCUCGUUUUCAAACAAGUUCAGACAUUAACAGAAUGAGCACUAAGGCGACAAUGAUCGAAAUAAAGUAAGAUUCCGUCAAGUUAGCUGCCGUGGACUGGCGUGUCGCCCGAAUUAAACAGCAUCAGCACUCAAGAAGUGUCACUGUUAAGGCGAUAUUUUGAUAUGUUGGAUGAGAUUUUAAGACCAGCGGGUACCUACACAGGCGUCAGCGGUAGUAACACCAAGUAUAGACUGCCAUGCAGAUGAAGACUAAUAAAGCUGUUUGCUUUCCAUGGCUGCUAACUUUAUGGCUUUCCUUUCUUUUAGUUUUGUAUGUUUUUUGUCGCUCUCUUCAAUUCUGACCUUAAUGAAUAUUAUUCGGCCUGUGCAUACCAUUUACAAUAUCAUUGUUACAUUUCGGUUUUUCCCUACUCUUCUUUCAUGCUGCAAGCGUCUCCUAUGUGCUUUACAACAGGACAUAACUGCUAAUGAUCCUUCAGUCGAUAAUCUGAUUGGAUACGUAACUUUUAAUUUACUGAUCCCCUCUUUUUUUUUCGUUCACAGUAUUUUAUCAUUUGGAGCUCCGGCUGCCAACAAGUAUAAGAUCAUCGUUGACGGGAGAGAACCCAUGUUGUUUGAAACAUCUCAGGUAUUAUGCCGUUUAUUUACUAUUGACUUAGAUAAAGGACUCGUGUCACGAUAUUUUCAGUCAUCUUUUGUGGCCUGCACAGCUUACGUCAAACUUUUCCUUUACGGUCACCCUGGCAACAGAGCAGCCGUCGUAGUGAGUUGAUUGGUAUGGGUAGGCAGUGGAGUAAAACGAUACAGUGAACCCAUCAAUUAGUGGAAAGUUCACGUUUAGUUGUACAGACAGUUGAUCUCCUUUUAGGUAAAUGAGAGCAGUCCAAGGUUGUCCUCUUGAGCAAGGUGUUACGAAUUUUACAUUACCGUUUCGCGGUCAUGCCUUUGUGAAGAUGUUGUUGUUGUUGUUUUUCAUUUGGGAUGCGCUUUAGCAGCAUUUGCCUUUUAAGAUGGCUGUCGACUAGCGGUUAAAAUGAAAGCGGCUUGACCAACCUUCCGCAGGGAAGAAAAUCGUCAAUGGGGGGAGGUGGUAGUUGAAGAGAGGUUGCCGUUGUAAUGAGAUAGCCGCUUGUGGAGGAUUGACUAUAAUUUUUUAAGUUAAUGGAAACUAUAAAACGCUAGUCUGUUAAUGAAAAGAAGAGAGCAGCUUUAAUGAACCAAGAAAGAACCAUGAUGACCAAGGACAACGAAGAUUAGAAGGGACUGGAAAUGUAGAACAAAAGAAAAUUAUUCUUAAUUUUGCGCAAUCUAAGACCUAGGUCUUGUAAUUGAUAUUAAAUUAUUUAAUAAUUUAAUGUUAAUAAUGACCAUAAUUCCGUUAUACCCACAGGUUAUCGAGAUUGCCAAACUGAUGAAAGCAUACAUUAAUCAAAUUGUCAAACUACGCAGAUCAAGCUACUUCAGUCAAGCGUCAGAAGCCUCGGACUCCUAGUUUUGAAAACUGAUGCGAGUGUGAAAAGCUGUUACCAUACGGUUUUUUUCCUUUUUUUCUUUCUUUUUCUUCAAAAAUAUCAUCAGCUCUUAAGUCUCACCAAACGGCUCAAUUUUGAAUAUAUUGGCGGGGGAAGUUGUAUAGAGUGCAACAGGUUCUUUGGGUUUAAGGGUUAGAAACAAGUUAUAGUCCAAGUAAAUGCUCCAUAAACCAGCUGCAGUAUGAUUGCAGCAUCAAAGCCGGAAACUCUUCAUCUCUCUUUCAUUACUUUUCCUUCAGUAAUUUUCGUCAGUUCAGGUCGUUGCUAGAGCAGUAGAACGUUGUACCAGACAUUAUCCAAUUCAACCCAAUUUACUUGAUAUAAAAUCCCUUUACUUCCACUUGGUUUAGUAAUACACACACCUAUUGCUACUGCUUCCCAAGUAUCAGAAGUGAUCAAUCAGUUUUCUUAUUUGGCUUAUAACUUAAUCCGUUGCUAAGCAAACAAUUUAACAUAUCAAUGGUUUUUUAAAGUAAGAUAAUUAAAGAGCUUACAUAUAUAAAUGCUCAGAUCUUCUAGUACAGUAAUUUAAAAUAGCAAUCCUUGAGAAUUGAUAUUUUAGAGUCCUAACUGAAAUCUUGCAAAGGAAUAUGGGGACGAAAGUAAAUAAAUUUGUCUGAAAAUAAAGUGUAAGCACUUGGAGUAUUUUCCAAGUUAAUACUCAAAUUUUAUAUGGACUCAUAUAAAAGAAAAAAAUAUUUUUGUCAGGGGGAAAAUAUCUAAUUUGUCCAUCAUGGGAUGCAUAGCUCAUUUGAGCGUUUAAUUGUAAUUGAAUAUUUGUGAAGUAAGUUUAUUACAAUGUAAGUGAAGCUAACAAUGUGCCUCAUGUAUAAUUUUAUACACUAGUCAUAAUAGAUAUUAUGUUUUGAUAACAAAAUUGAGUAUAAUCCACAUUCUUUGCAAUGUGAAUGUGAAAAUUGCAUGAUGAAAGAGUAAUAUUCCUUUGAAUUUCAUCAGUGUCAAAAAAUUGUCGUAAUGCCAUGUGUAAUCAAGAAAACAACUGUUGUCAAGUCUGCAUGCCUUUUCCAUUAGCCAAACUGAUUUAAGUAACAUUCGCGCAUGAAGUCCUCAAUCACUUGCAUGGCAAUCAUCCAAUCUUAUCCCAGAGGGUGCAAUUGUUUUGACAAAAACAAGAAAAUUGUGAAGUCUGGGGAAUGAAAGAUUGCAGAUGAGCAUCACAGUGACAACAGUAAAGUUUUCCUUCAAUGGGAAGUUUGCUUUAGAAUAAGGAAUGAAGAAUUCAUGGUGAGCCACUUUCAUAGAUGCUGUAGUUCCUAAUUUAUAAAGAAAGGGAGGCAGUAGUGAUAUUAGAUAAACUAGAUAGCAUGUUAAUUUCCAUAACAAUUGUUAAAAUUGCAAUUGAUGCACUUUUUUUACCUUACUAUUUAAUUCAAAUUGCUUUGUGAACAGUUUUAUAAAGGAAUAAAUGUGACAAGAAACUUUACUGGAUGGUUUUCCAUUGUAAGUGUGCAAUCCCUGUUACAAUUCUCCUCAUUGAAACUAAGACAAGUGCUGUGACUAAUCUGAAAAUUGAGCUACCAGAAAACGAAAGGCAUGAUUUUCUUUUUCUGAAAAUUUGAAUAGAAAAUGUCAGGGAAAAUCUUGUAAAGAAUGUCAUACACACUGAUACUUUCACCCCUCAGGAUUUUGCAUGCCCUGAAAGCUGAUAUUAUUAUAAUGAGAUUGUUAUUACUUGGUUGGGUGUUGUGGUGCACUUUAAGGGAGACUUUGAAGGGCUGAAAUGAAAAGGGACAAGCAAACAAUUGUACAAUGAAAGCAGCAAACAGUAAAUACAAUUGACUAAAGUACAAAUGAACUUUGAAUAAGCUCUGAAUUCCCUUUCAUGUCUUUCACAGUUAUUCUAUACUUAGAGAGCAAGAUUUUGUAAUUUCUAGCCAGCUUUGCCUGAUG